CCCUGCUUAAUUAAAUCCAUCAUCUGUUUUUGACGCAGAGAGAGAGAGAGAGAGAGAGAGAGAGAGAUGACAGAGCAUCUGUUACUAUGCAGGUUGUUAUGUUCAAUUUUGCUGCUUUCGGCGCUGACUUGCAAAACAAUUGCCUUUUCCACUUCAAACGGAACUCUGCCCCAAGAAGAAGCGGAUGCUAUCAAUGCCCUAUUAGGAUACAUUGAAAGGACAUCAAAGUAUGAUGGUGCUAGUAGCAAUUUCACAGCUUCCGAUUGCAACAAGAAGUCAACCUUAGACGUGUAUUGCGACUGUUACAAUGCAACAUGCAGAGUUACUCAACUCGAUUUAUCAAGUACUAGAUUGAAAGGAGAAAUACCAAAGGAAAUUGGAAAACUUACUUCUCUUACUGAUUUAUAUCUGAAUGAUAACAGGUUUAGUAAGAUUCCAUUUUGGUUACAAAAUUUGUCCAGGCUUUCAAUUAUUCUCCUUGAUGGUAACUUACUGGGUGGACACAUACCAACUUUCUUUAGUCAAAUGAAGAAGUUGAACAUUUUAAGCCUCGCAGACAACAAUUUUAAUGGUCCAAUCCCGCCAGAAUUGGGUGCUCUUCCAUCUCUACUAGAGUUGGAUCUAGAUGGUAAUUUAUUGUCAGGACAGAUACCAUCUCAACUGGGGAGCCUUUCUAGCCUUGUGGCUCUGGAUUUAUCUGAUAAUCAGCUCUCAGGGGAACUUCCCUAUGAGCUAGGGCAUCUCACAAAUCUUAGAUAUCUGUGCCUACCGAAUAAUAAUUUUAGUGGAAAUUUGCGUCAAUCGUUUGAUAAACUUAAAAACAUGGCAUAUUUUGACGUCCGCGGGAAUAACUUCAAUGGACAAAUACCUGCUUUCAUAGCCCAAUGGAAAGACAUUGAGGAAUUGUACCUCAUGGGGAACAAUUUUGAAUGGCCUGUUAGUCAUGGAGUGUUCCAAUCAUUGAAGAAUCUUACAAUCUUGCAGCUUGCUGACAUAGCUGGAAGUCCCAGAGAUUUCCCCAUUGUCAAUAAUCAGUCAUUGACACACCUAACACUGCGGAAUUGCUCACUUGGUGGUCAAAUCCCUGAAUUUAUUUGGCAAAGUCAAUCCCUACAAUAUUUGUAAGAUACUCAUCUUGAAUGUAAAUUAUUAAAUUUGACGCAAUUAGUCAAGUUUAUUUUAUUUGCCA
Molecule: messenger RNA, 1189 nt
Organism: Camellia sinensis
Lineage: Eukaryota; Viridiplantae; Streptophyta; Magnoliopsida; Ericales; Theaceae
Source: RefSeq, a predicted model, not a curated record